Messenger RNA from Anopheles funestus (African malaria mosquito), 3233 nucleotides. RefSeq lists its product as uncharacterized. Gene Ontology annotation, biological process: DNA integration. Lineage: Eukaryota; Metazoa; Arthropoda; Insecta; Diptera; Culicidae. The record is from RefSeq and is a predicted model, not a curated record. Bases 491 to 2929 code for a protein of 812 amino acids. Gene Ontology annotation, molecular function: nucleic acid binding. The transcript is spliced from 2 exons.
CUUCGAACCGGAUCUGUAAAAUCAGAUAUUUCAACCGGAUACAAUCGGUGAUAAGUGAUUUAAUCAAUAGUUUGCUGAGCAUCAAGUGGGAGUGAACGAAAUAGUUAAAUUUCGUACAGAACGGUGUGUUCUCCACUCCAUUCCAGUGUGUGUGUGCUACUACUGCAAGGCAACCGUCGAACGAUAAAGGUUCACAGGCUAAGUGAACAGAGAGUGCGUGUGGCUUACGAUACAAUUAGCGUUAUUACAAAACGCUGAAUUUGCACCGUUGUAAGCAGUCGAAGAAGAUAUCACCGCCGUGAUCAUUGAAAUACGCACAGAGGUUAUUGUCCAACGCAGUGUGUUAGUGAGUGUGAGUGCUAAAGCCAUCGCACAUUAAGCGACGCCAAAAAGUGCGUGCAUUCUAACGCGUACGUAAAAAGGUUGUCAAGGGUGUACAACUCAAUUUGUAUUUGAGCCUAUUAAUUGCUUAAAAAACAAACCAAUCGGAAUGCCGCCAACCAGUGACAAAAGAGUGAAGAUUAUUAACUUGAAGAAGGUGGAAAUCAUGAAUACCCUUCAAGAUUUCGAGGAGUUCGUGAAGGGGUUCGACGCCGACAUUGAUGCGUUGCAAAUACCUGGCCGUUCAGAACAGCUGGAGGAACUCGUGAGUGAGUUCAACGCACUGCGUAAAGAGUUCAACGAAACAGUGGACGAUGCGGAUGCAUUCGAUGCGAUGCAAAGGGAUCGACGAGAAUUCAACAAAAGGUAUCACGAGAUAAGAGCCUUUUUCUUAAAGGCUAAUACGAAGUCAGGGCCUUCGUGUCUAUUUAACAGCACACAGGCAAACACAACCUUCAGUGCAGGAACACAGCCGAAUCUUCGCCUGCCAAAGGUUGAUCUCCCGAGUUUCGACGGUGAGAUAACAAAAUGGUUGACCUUUAAGGAUCGAUUUUCAUCGAUGGUGCAUGAUUCGACAGACAUGCCAGAAGUGUUAAAAAUGCAAUAUCUGCUCUCUGCACUAAAAGGUGAUGUGGCUCGUCAAUUUGAGCAUGUUCAAAUAACAUCGGACAAUUACAGUGUGACAUGGGAAGCAUUGUUGAAACGAUUUGACAAUACGAAGGUGUUAAAAAGGGAAUAUUUCAAAGCGUUCUUUUCAUUGGAGAAAAUGAGCAAUGAUUCCACGGAAGAAUUAGCACGAGUCGUGAACGAAGCGUGUAGAUUAGUCAGGGGAUUAGAGCGGUUGAAUGAACCUGUUCAUACAUGGGACACGCCAUUAUCAAACCUACUAUUCUACAAAUUGGACAAGAAAACUUUAAUGGCGUGGGAACAGCAUUCGGUGGAUGAUAAAACAGACGAUUACAAGUGUUUAAUAUCGUUUCUUGAACAAAGAGUGAAUAUAUUAAAGAGUUCGGCCCAGAAUGUGACAAACAAUAUCCAAACCAAUUCCGUCUCGGUGACCGGCAAACAUGGAAAACGAGAUGGCCGGUAUGUUGCGUUACCUGUGCAACAAGCGAACAUUAUGAAACAUGGCGUUGCGAAAUGUCCUAUGUGCAGUGAACAACAUCAUAUACAAGUGUGUGAACUAAGACGAGCCGAAAUAACUGCAAUCCGUUUAGUGCAAAGGGAAGUCUACGCUAAAGAACUGGAAUGCUUAAAACGGGGACAGCUUGUGAUGCGAACGUCGUCACUAAAAUUCAUCAAUCCAAUAGUGGGUGAAGAUGAAGUGUUACGUGUGGGAGGCCGUUUGUCAAAUGCUGACAUACCGGACGAGCGAAGACAUCCUGUGAUCAUCCCUGGAAGGCAUAGGUUGGCAGAGUUGAUUGCCGACAAGUAUCACAAAAUACUCCACCAUGCCAGUUUGCAGCUGAUGCUGAGCACAAUUCAGCAGCGGUAUUGGAUCAUGGGUGCGCGGAACGCAGUCAAACGCACAGUACACUCGUGUGUAAGGUGUACCAGAUGCAGACCUUCUUUGGUGCGGCAGCCAAUGGCCGAUCUUCCGCAGCAACGUGUACGACAAGCGAGACCAUUUUCAAUUAGCGGUGUGGAUUAUGCUGGACCGAUUUACACAAAGGGAUCACAUCGCCGUGCAGUGCCUACUAAGUGUUACAUUGCAAUAUUCAUUUGUUUUGUAACAAAGGCUGUACACAUUGAACUAGUUUCUAAUUUGUCCUCUUAUGCAUUUUUAGCCGCACUGCGUCGAUUUGUCGCCAGACGAGGAAAGGUUGCGGAGUUGCAUUCGGAUAAUGGUACCAAUUUCAGAGGAGCGAAUAACAACCUGCGUGAUCUGUACAAGCUACUAAACUCCAAAGAACACCAAGAAGCGAUAAUCGGAUGGUGCUCUGAGCAAGAAAUUCGUUGGAAGUUUACACCACCGGCUGCGCCACACUUCGGAGGCCUUUGGGAGGCAGCGGUCAAAUCAAUGAAAUUUCAUUUGAAACGUGUGCUAGGUACAGGGCAACUAACAUACGAAGAUUUAACAACACUCUUAACCGAAAUAGAAGCUUGCUUAAAUUCGCGUCCAAUAACAGCUAUUACAGAAGAUCCAUACGAUAUGGAAGCGCUUACACCAGGGCAUUUUCUCGUUGGAAAUAGUUUACAAACGGUACCAGCAAUAGAUAUAUCAGAGAUACCAACAAAUAGGCUCAAUCAUUGGAGGAUAGUUCAACGACAUAUGCAACAUAUUUGGCAACGGUGGCACCGUGAAUACCUGCAAACUUUGCAAAAACGUGCAAAAUGGAACAAUAACCCAUGUACAAUUGUCCCUGGAAGAUUAGUAGUAUUACAAGAAGACAAUGUGGCAGUAUGCAAAUGGCCGUUAGGAAGAAUUACAGAAAUACAUCCAGGAAAGGACGGCGUAACGAGAGUAGUCACGGUGAAAUGUUCAAACGGAAAGGAGAUUCGUAGGCCAGUGCAUAGAAUAGCUCCUUUACCAAUUGAAGAGAAUUAAUGAUUGAAAACGAAAUGAAUUAUUAGUAAACUAAGGCAGUUAAUUAAAAACAUUCGUUUUUGGUGACCGGAAUGUUUGGCACCUAAAGGGUUGAUUUGAAUUAGUACAGGAAUUACACACACUUUAGGAGUUCAGGAAUUACACACAUUUAGGAUUUCAGGAAUUAUACAUAAAGCUAGGACGUAGUAUUAGUAAUAUGACUGUCAGAAGAUGACGAUAAAAUAAAAAAAGGAUUAGUAGCAAUCUAAAGGUCGACUCAGCAACAUCCCAUUCCGUCACUUAUCACAAUCGCACAUGAGCUAUC